Molecule: messenger RNA, 1525 nt
Organism: Marchantia polymorpha subsp. ruderalis
Lineage: Eukaryota; Viridiplantae; Streptophyta; Marchantiopsida; Marchantiales; Marchantiaceae
Source: the annotation of a GenBank genome assembly
CUCGUUGAUAAAUAUAUACAUAUACAGGCUCGUUGCUAGACAUUUAUGGGAGUGGCAGAGUCUCGUCCGAGGCAUGUGAUGAAACUCUGACAACUGCAAGAGUAUUUUUUUUCGAUCUUCCAUCGGGAUUGAAGAUUUGACUCCCGGUCUAUCACGUUAGAGCUCGUGGUUGUGCUCAUCGAGAUGGCUGUCAUGUACUCUGGCCUGAUGGGUUUCUGCAGUAUGAUGGUGGGAGCGAGUUUGAUGCUCUUAAUGCAUCCGGUGGAUGCUGCCAGACGCAGCGUUUGGAGUAUUCCGUCGAGUUCUGGUUUUCAGCCUUUCAAUGUCACAGUUUCUGACGGCCCUCCAUUGAUCGAUGCAACGACUGUCACCACUGUCGUGAGCGUAGGCCUUCUAGGCUUGCGAAAAGAUUUGGUGAACACGGCAGUCACUUCUCCCCCCGUCCCGAGUUUGAGGGUCCAAUUGAAUUUUCCGACUCUUCCCACUCUUCCCAAUCCGGUCUCUCAACUCUGUAACGUCACCUCAAUCCUUCCUAAUGCCCUGAAGUCUAUCGUCUCGUCUAUCACUGAUCAUCUCAAACAAUCUCGGAUUCCGAUACCACAAGUUCACUUACCUGCUCGUUCUCCCAUUUCCAAAUCAAUAGCUCCUUCUCCUUCUUCUGAUCCAUUGACUUCUCUUCUCGAUGCCAUUCAAACCUUCUUGAAGUCCAUCUUACCUCCAAGUACUUAAACCUCGUCAUCCUUCUCCAACCAUUUCUCUUUCUCAUCUUAUAAAGUUUCUGAAUCGGCCUACAGCCAUCCGAUCCAUAUCGACGAUCUGACCACCACGGCUUCCAUGAAUUCAACUGCAAUAUACGUGAUCUCGAAAAUGCCAGCAACAGGGCCUCGUGGCAUUCCAAGAGGCUGAUCACAACCUCUUGGAAUCAUUCCAAGAGGUUGUGAUCAGCGGAAGGACUUCGGACUUAUUACAGUACAAUGUAAGGUUGAUAUACAUCAGCAGCAGUUCAUAAGGGUACUACUAACAAGUUUCUCACAGUGAGAACAUGGCUGCUGUACAUUCAGGGGUUCAGUUUCAAGCUGCUUUAAAAGGUUAAUAAGAUCCUGCGACGUCUCGGCGAAAAUCGAAGCUCAGGUCGAAUGUAGGAUGUGGAAAGAUUAGUCAGCGCAGGACGGACCAGGACUAUCUGUCGGUUUGCUCGUAAUAAAAUUAUCGAGUAAGUUCCUCAUAACACUUAUUGUUCCCGUGCUUGCACCUGCAGCAUGGAGAACGUUUUCCUCUCAGGCUGUGAUUUUCAAUCUGAAAAAAGUGUCUUCCUUCACACACUCCAGCGUGCUGUGAUCGAUAUCUUCGAAUCUGUAACCAACAAUCUAUAUGUUAAUAAUUCCAUUCUGGUUUGGUGAAUCCACCAAACCUCAGUUUGUACGACAAACUUUAGCAUCCAGAAGUCGGUGAUUGUCAGGAUGACACAUGCAAUAAGCGAAGGUAAUGAGAUCUCAAUCAACUUCGAUGCAGUACUCUUGCCUGA